Blepharisma stoltei is the source of this 3807-nucleotide messenger RNA. The record is from the annotation of a GenBank genome assembly. Lineage: Eukaryota; Ciliophora; Heterotrichea; Heterotrichida; Blepharismidae.
AUGGACGAUAUUGUAAAGGAUUCACCGGCUUUUUCUUACGACAAGUCCAACAUCUUCAAAGACCUCAAUUUAGCAUGAGCUUUCAACCCAAUCCGACACUGAAAACUAAGCAAGCCAGGUCUCACAAAUAUGCUGGAAAUCCCCGAAAGAGUAGAAAUAGACAAAGCUGUCUUACUUUUCGAGAAUGAAUGAGAAAAAGAAUCAAAAAGACCAAAACCAAGUUUUUUAAAAGUUGUGAUAAGAGUGGUUGGCUGAGAUAUAUUAAAAAGCUGCUUACCAGGAAUUAUCAGCUGGAAUCUCGGACUUAUCCAAGCCAUUUUAGUGAUAUUUUUAAUCAGAUUCAUUAAAGACAGCAGCUAUGAUUCCUAUGCUGGAGCACUAUAUGUGCUUGCAUUUGCAGCAGUCUCACUUAUUGCAUAUUUUUUAAACAAUUUAGCAUUUUUUCGUAUUAAUUUGCAAAGUUUGAGACUGAAAUGGAUAAUUCCAACACUUGUUUAUAGAAAGGUUCUAAGCACAUCGAACUUAGUUAUGACGAAAGGUAACGCCCGAGGAAAUAUAUCAAAUGUAAUAGCAUCUGAAGUAGACUUUUUGGAUGGUCUAUUACUAUUCAUCUAUUCAUUGUCAAUUCCUACCUUUUUUAUCGGAGCUUUUAUCAUUAUUGGUAUUUUACUUGGGCCAGCUGGCAUUAUCGGCUUGAUUAUUUUAGUUUUUCAUUUACCUAUAAUUAUGAUAGCUGGCUCUAUAACUGGAAAAUUCAGAGGAAAAGCAGCAUUUCAUAGCGACCGAAGAGUAAAAAUGAUAUCUAAUUUAAUAGAAGGGAUAAGAAUUGUCAAGCUUUAUGGCUGGGAGCAUCCAUACUUAAAUUUAAUUUUUGAAGAAAGAUCAGCAGAAAUAAAACAGAUGAUAAAUAAGCUCAAAGUCCACUCUUUGAGCACUAUGUUUGGGAAUGGAUCUGUAGGCUUAUGCACAGUAAUCACAUUUUUGAUAUACGUUUACCUAGGAAAUACAAUGGAAAAUGGCGUUGUUUUUGCCUCGCUUUCGAUUUUUAUGAUGACGAAUGUUCUUGUGACGGGAGCUGGGCUUCAUGCAGUUAUAAUGACAUUUUUGAUUGCAAUGUUUAUGAAAAGAGUCACAAAUACUUUACUGAUGAAAAAUAAAGAAGAAAAUAUUUAUAAAUUGACAAAAAACCAUAUGAUUACUGUAAAAGAUGCAAAUUUUGUAUGAGGCGAUAAUAAAGGGAAAAUAGCAGCUGAAUCGACAAAUAAAUAUAAUUUAGAAACAGAAAAAGGGCUGAUUGAGAACCAAAAUUCAAAUGCAUUUUCCUUAAAUAAUGUGAAUUUCAAGCUCAAAAAUGGAAACCUUUUAAUUGUGGUAGGUCCUGUUGGCUGUGGAAAAAGCAGUUUAUUUAUGGGGAUACUCCAAGAAAUCUCAUUAACCAGUGGAAAAAUUGGGUUCAAUGGGAGUAUUUCUUAUUGUGAAGGCGAUCCUUGGAUUAUUUCAGGGACAAUAAGAGAAAAUAUUUUAAUGGGCUUGGACUUUGAUGAAUCUUUAUAUAGAAAAGUGAUUUUUGCAUGCGCAUUAGAGAGGGAUCUCGAAAAUUUCAAAUUUGGUGACAACACCAUGGUAGGAGACAGAGGAAUCACCUUAAGUGGCGGCCAAAAAGCAAGAAUUAGCUUAGCAAGAGCCGUUUAUACCAAUCGCGAUAUCAUCUUAUUAGAUGACCCUCUCAGUGCUGUAGAUGCAGAAGUAAGCACUCACAUCUUUAAUUAUUGUAUUAAAGAUUUCCUAAAAAAUAAAACUGUCAUUCUCGCAACCCAUCAGGUGCAUUUAAUUCCUGAAGCUGAUAAAAUUUUGGUGCUUUUUGAAGGAAACCAAGUAUUCUGUGGAAAUUACCAAGAAUUGCAAAAAAAUGAAGAAAUCAAAGACGUUAUUGGGCAUUUGCUAAAUGACGACAAAGAAAAAGAAUCAGAAAAUGGAGAAGUGAAAAUAAAAGAAGCAGAAACAAAAGAAAAUGAAAAAGACAAUUUAUUAAUACAAGAAGAAGAAAGAGCAUCUGGAAAAGUCCCUUUUAAAAUUUAUUACAAAUUUUUUAAGCUUGCGUUUGGCUGGUUUUUAUUUAUUCUUGCAAUUUUUUUAUUAUUAGCCAACCAAGCUUGUAUGACAGCAGUCAGCUGAUGGCUUGCAAUAUGAUGUGACGCUGAUGACCAAAAAGAUCCUUUUUAUGUUUGGGUUUAUUUCAUUAUAAUUGGCUGCACCUAUGUUGCUACCUUUACUAGGUCAGUCUUAUUUGGCUAUGGUAUGCUUAGAGGUGCUAAAAGAAUCCAUAAUGAAGGCUUAGAAAGCAUAACCAAAACAAAAGUCUCAUUUUUUGACAAAAAUCCAUUUGGGAGACUGAUAAAUAGGUUUUCUAAAGACACUCUAUUAAUGGACGAAAUGCUGUCGUCCACCACUUUUGAGCUGGUUGUCGCUACAACUUAUCUAUGGGGAAACUUAAUUCUUUUGGCCAUCAUAGCGCCACCUAAUAUAGGGGUCAUAUUGAUUUUUUUUAUAUAUGUGACAAUUUUAGCCAAAAAGCUGGCACCAAUUACAAAGGAUUUAAGGAGAAUUGAGCUGGUCACUAAAAGUCCUAUUCUGUCUAUCUGCAAUUCUUCGGUGCAUGGUGUAAUCACUAUAAGGUCAUUGAACCUUCAAAAAAAGUUUAUAAAUGACAUGAAAAAUGCAAUCACACUGAACUCAAAAGCGACACUCGGGUAUUGGCUGGUACUUAGGUUUUACCAGUCAUACGUAGAACUAGGAUCCUUUGUAGUAGCUAUUUUUAAUGUGGUUAUUAUUGUGCUUUAUAGAGAUUAUAUUGACCCAAGCCUAGCAGCUAUGACAAUCUCAUUAUCAAUAUCUGCGACUGGGUAUAUUUCUUACUGGGUAUUUACACUUAUAGAGACUGAUAAUUUGAUGGCUUCUCCUCAAAGAAUUCUUGAAUACGCAAACAUAGAGGAAGAAGGAGUUUUCGAAAAUAAUGAAAAUUUUGUAAUAAGUCAAGGUAAAAUCGAAAUAAAAGAUUUAUCAAUGAGAUACCAAGAAAACUUCCCCCUCGUCCUCCAAAACCUUAGUUUUACAAUCGAGCCUGGCCAAAAAGUCGGCAUUGUCGGCAGGACAGGAGCUGGAAAAUCGUCUAUAAUGCAAAUCCUCUUCCGCCUUGUCAACCCUUGUAACGGCACCAUUCUUAUUGACAGCCAAGACUAUAUGAAAUCAGGCCUUCAUCAGCUGCGCAAACAAAUGUCAGUAAUCCCUCAGACCCCAACCAUUUUUCUAGCCAGUUUUCGUGACAAUCUUGACCCUUUCCGUGAGCAUUCUGAUGAAGAAAUAAUUUCUGUUAUUGAGCAAACCCGCCUAUCAAGCCUUCUGUCUUCUUUUUCGAAAGGACUAGAAACCUCUUUGAUUGGAGAAGGCGGGAAUUUAUCGACAGGCCAAAAGCAGCUGGUUUGUCUUGCAAGAGCUUUGAUAAGGAAAAAUAAAAUCAUCAUGAUGGACGAAGCCACCGCCAAUGUUGACCCAGAAACUGAUAGAUUUAUACAGACACAAAUAAGAAAAAAAUUCAAAACAAGUACACUAUUGAUUAUUGCUCAUAGGCUGAGGACAAUUAUAGAUACUGAUCUUAUAAUUGUGAUGGAAAGUGGGUCUUGCAAAGAAAUUGGAACUCCUUAUGAGCUAGGUAAUAGAGAAGAUUCUUUGUUUAGGAAUUUAAUUCUGCACACUGGGCCAGUUGAAUCACAGUACUUGUUAAAACAGCUGCAGAGUUCAGAAAAAUAG